Naegleria gruberi is the source of this 633-nucleotide messenger RNA. RefSeq lists its product as uncharacterized. Bases 1 to 633 code for a protein of 210 amino acids. The transcript has a single exon. The record is from RefSeq and is a predicted model, not a curated record. NCBI's taxonomy places the organism in Eukaryota, Heterolobosea, Eutetramitea, Acrasida, Naegleriidae.
AUGUCCUUGCCAAACUAUAGUGAAGCAGCUGAAAGAAACAAGGAACCAAUCUUGCAAGUUCUCCUCAAAUACCUCUCCAAUGAAAAAGAUUCUGGAGAGCAAAUCUUGGAAAUUGCCUCAGGUUAUGGUCAACAUGUUUCACACUUUGCCAAAGAGUUCCAAAACCUGAUUUUUCAUCCUUCCGAAAUGACUGAUGAGAAUUUUGCAAUUAUCAAGGAAAGAACCUCAUCACUAUCCAAUGUUUUAACACCCACCAUUAUUGAUAUUUCCAGAGAGGAAUCAUUGCCCUUUGAAUGCAAAUUUAAAGCCAUUAUUGCCAUUAAUCUUGUACACAUUUCGCCGUUCAAGUGUUGUACCAUGUUGAUGAAGCAUGCGAGUGAGAUUUUAAAAUCAUCAUCAUCAUCUGCUGCUACUGGCAAUGGUUAUCUAUUCUUGUAUGGUCCUUUCAAUGUUAAUGGUGAAUUUACAAGUGAAGGCAAUAGAAACUUUGAUGAGAAUUUAAAAUUGAGAAAUCCAUUGUGGGGCAUUAGAGAUGUAGAACAAGUAGAAAAGGAAGCCAAUCAAUUCGGAUUGAAAUUAAUUGAGAGAGUGAGUAUGCCAGCUAAUAAUUUCACUCUUGUUUUUAGCCUUUAA